Punctularia strigosozonata HHB-11173 SS5 is the source of this 1242-nucleotide messenger RNA. Its product is annotated as aspartic peptidase A1. The coding region runs from base 1 to 1242 and encodes 413 amino acids. The transcript is spliced from 12 exons. Gene Ontology annotation, molecular function: aspartic-type endopeptidase activity. The record is from RefSeq and is a predicted model, not a curated record. Gene Ontology annotation, biological process: proteolysis. NCBI's taxonomy places the organism in Eukaryota, Fungi, Basidiomycota, Agaricomycetes, Corticiales, Punctulariaceae.
AUGCUGUCAAGAUCGACCUCUCUUUGUCUCCUUACCGUUGCAUUGGGUGCCGCUGCGCUUCCCGCUCCGCGUGCCACGCCGAACCUUGGCCUCUCCUUCACAUCCAAGUUUAAUACCAAGGGCACCCAGAAGUUCGACUUGGCCAGGGCCGAUCGUGCACGUAUCGAAGCGAUGGCUCACACAGGCCAUGCCAUCAAAAGCGGCAACCAUAAACGGGCCAGCGCAUACUCCGUCGACGCUACCAACGCUGCUGUUGUAUACACCACAACGAUCACCAUCGGUUCGGAGGGUGAACAGUACAGUGUGCUGGUCGAUACAGGGAGCAGCAACACGUGGGCUGGUUCUGCCAAACCGUAUACCCGUACUAGCACCACGAACUGCUCGUCCGGCAUAUUCACGGAAGUAGACUACGGUUCUGGCCUCUUUUUCGGCGAGGUAUGCACGGAUACCGUAGCAUUGUCUCCGCAAAUGGCGGUGCACAAUAUGUCCGUCGGCUAUGGCCUUGUUACCGAAGGCUUCGACGAAGUCGACGGUUUGCUCGGCAUCGGCCCCAAGAUUCUGACAUGGGGUACCGUCGACGGCAUGACAGAUUACAUCCCAACCAUCAUCGACGAACUUGCGGCACAAGGCACAAUACCUUCGGACAUGUUUUCGAUCUACUUCCAGCCAACUACCACCAUGAGCCUCAAGAAUGGCGAGCUCACGAUUGGUGGCGUGGACAGCGCCAAAUGCGAAAGUGCCGUCACCUACGUUCCACUCACGACGACCACGCCGGCGGCAUACUACUGGGGUAUUGACGCAGCUUUGACGUACAACAAUUCCGCUGUGCUGGAGAAGACCGCGGGCAUCGUUGAUACCGGUACCACACUGACUUACAUCGCUUCAAACGCCUUUGCAAAAUACCAGAACGCAACCGGCGCCACACUGGACUCAACCACUGGACUCCUCAGCAUCACUCCAGACCGGUAUGAGAAUCUCUUGGGCCUGGACAUCGUGAUCGGAGGUCAAAACUUCAAGCUGACGCCCAAUGCGCAAGUCUGGCCACGAGCUCUGAAUGCCGAAAUCGGAGGCUCGGAUGACUCCUUGUACCUCAUCGUCAACGACAUCGGAACACUCGUCGGAUCAGGCCUCGAUUUCAUACUCGGGUACACGUUCCUGGAGAGGUAUUACAGCGUCUUUGAUGAGACAAACCAAAGAAUGGGCUUCGCAUCUACAACGCAGACGAACGCGGUGGUUAACUGA